This is a messenger RNA of Entrophospora sp. SA101, 510 nucleotides long. Lineage: Eukaryota; Fungi; Glomeromycota; Glomeromycetes; Entrophosporales; Entrophosporaceae. The record is from the annotation of a GenBank genome assembly.
AUGGUUGGAUGGUGGUGUAAUGCUGAUGACACUGAAGCAUUACAAGAAAAAUUCAAAUCUUUUAAUAAAAAUACAAAAUGCGUUGCUAAUGAUGAAGUUUGUAUUGGCAAAGAUUUUGCCCAAUGCGUAACUACAAUAGAAAAUGGUAAAACUGUUGAUAAAUUCGUCACCACUUCUUGUAGUGGUAGUGGUUUAGAAUGCGUUAUAUUACCCUUGGUUUUGAAAUGUGGCUCAUUACUUGUGGUACCUCGUGGUAAAACAACUGCCGGUAAUAAUCCAUCUAAAAGAUCACCUAAAGAAUCAACGCCUAACGACAUGGAUAAAAUUCGUAAAUUGAAUGCUGAUGACGCUGUUGUAAACGGUUCUGUAAAACCAAGAUUCUCCUUACAAUUUUGUGCAGCUGGCUUGAAAUGUUUUGUAUUACCUCUUGUUAAUUCUCGCGGCAUUUCUAUCACUCAUACUGAAGAAGAUCGUGCAAACUGUUUCAAAAAAGCACGUGAUCAGAAUUAA